UUACCAUACAUAUUAAGUGUCUUACUUUAAAGGGAAGUAAUUACAUAUUUUAAAAUUACUGAAAAAAAUUUCGGUUGGGUGGCAUGUUUCAUUUCACCUUUAUUAUCAUUUCUUUACGGUGGCAUGCUACAUCACAAAGUUAGCCAUUUUUAGUUUCUUGCAUGUUACGGUGGCAUAUGAAUGCUUCAUUUUUUACAAGUUAGCCAUUGUGGCAAUGAAAAGAGUUUCCUAGCUAGCUAGCUUGUGCACACGUCUUGUCCCGCACCAUGCAUUCUCUGACUGUGUUUCAAAUGUCUCCUUUAUGUUUUCUUGACAUUUAAUCUGCAGCAUAGAUAGCCUGUUUUUAAUGACGCAAAAUUUGAUGAAAAUGCAGUUAACUCUAACAUUUUUGAAUUUUUUUUGUGGUCUUCACAUUUCUUUUGAGCCUCUGCAAAGUGCAUUAUCGUAACCGACCCGCAUCAAUAGUAUAGGCUAAUGGUCUACUUCAGUAACUAUGAAAUCACCAUUUCAGAACAUAACAAUAACUCAUAAUUUAACGUCUAUGCACCUAAAAUUGCAGUUUGCUAUUUACAUAUAUUUCUUUUUCACAUCACUUUCGCACCUUUACACGUUACUUACUGUUUCACAAUCAUAUAUAUAGACACGUCAGCAUUUGAAUGCUUGCCCAACCGCUGAACUUUGUUCUCAUCUGUGUACAGUAGUGUGAGAACAUCUGAGCUAAUUUUGAUCACAUAGUUUUGGAGUUACAUUGAAGUGAGAUUAUAUGUACAUGUGCGGAGGAAAAUAAGUUUUUGGUGUAUGCAUGUUAUUUACUCCCUUGUAAUUUUUUUUCACAUUAUUUAACAAUUUUAGUUCAUUAUUAUUUUUUAAAAUAUCAUAUAGGCUAAGUGUUUUAAUUACUUCAUAGGAAAAAGAAUAUACACUUCAAAACUAUUAAACAGAUUUGCUUGUGGGGAAAGGGGUGGUUUUACAUUAAUUGUGAUGUGCACAGAUAGGCGAACGUAAAUCAUUUUUCAAAAUUCACCAAUAACACUUUUUAAGUUGCUAGACUGUUCAACUUCAAUAGCAACCGCCCUAAGAUAACUGUGACAUCAAACCUAACACCCACCUAUCUCCUCCUUCAAGAAAAAUAUUAUAUAUUUAGUAUUUAUAUAUUUUUUAUUUUGUUUUCAAGAAAGAUAGAAAGAAUAUAUUGGACUGUUUAUUUUAUUAUUUUAAGAAUAACUUAUAAAUGAUGUUGGAGUUUUCCUCGCAAACAAUGUUAUUCUAUCCUUUCUGUAGUGAGAAGAUAAAAGAAAUUAAAAUAAAAUAAAAGAAACACUCUUGAAUAUUGUCCAAUUGAAUUGACAACGUCAUGCUUUGAACCUUUUUUACUUUGUGUACUCUAUCUCUUCUUUUCCUGCAUUGCUUCCACUUGCAGAAGAGACUUAAGGGGGAUCGACAAUCUAGCAUCGACGUCUGCUCCUGUGAACCUAAACACACAAAAUCCUCACCAGGUGAUACUGUUAUCUGGAAAAGGACAGCUAGUUCAAAACGUUAAAAUAAAGCAAAAGAAAAAUGAUUAAUUGGCACGAUUUUUCGUCAGAUAUUUAGUGUAUAUUCAGUUUAACAAUUUUUUAAUAAAUAUAUGAAAGUACUUUUAAAAAAUAAACAGUUAUUUAUUUUAAAAUAUUAUCUAAACAUGCACUUGAUUUUUAUGGUUUGACUUGAUUAUUCAGGUGGUGAUUGGCAACGGCAUCGUUUCCCUUCAUUUAUCAAGGCCCGAGGGCGAUAUCCUUGGAAUAUCAUAUGCUGGAAUUGACAAUGUACUCGAAGCUAAAAAUAAAGAAGGCGAUAGAGGGUACCCAUCACCUUCUUCAUAUUAAAUGAAUUACAUUUAAGUUGGAACUUUCUCAAAAUUAAUCCAGUAUAUAGUAUGCCAUGAAAAUUGGAUCCAUGCAAGUCCUGGUUUGAUUGACAUUACAUAACCUGGCCUUCAUAAUUAUAGGUACAUGGACGUUGUUUGGAAACAACCAGGACAACGUGACACGUUUCAGAGAGUCCUAGGGACAAAUUUCAGAGUCAUAACAGCAAACGAGAACAUAGCGGAGGUUUCAUUUUUAAGAACAUGGACAGCUUCCAUGAAAGGCUCAAGUGUCCCCGUAAACAUAGACAAAAGGUAUAUAUUGCGACGAGGCGAUUCCGGGUUUUAUUCAUAUGUAAUAUUUGAGCGACCAGCAGGAUUACCUGCGGUGGUGAUUGAUCAAAUUAGGCUUGUUUUCAAACUCAACGAAGACAGGUUCCACUAUAUGGCUAUAUCAGAUACUAGGAGAAGGGAAAUGCCAUCUGUGAGAGAUAGAGAAACGGGUCAGCCCCUAGCUUAUCCGGAAGCUAUUCUCUUAACCCGUUCAUCAAACCCAAAAUUCAGGGGAGAGGUGGAUGACAAAUACCAAUACUCGAUUGAGAACAAAGAUAACUUAGUUCAUGGUUGGAUUACCAAUGAGUCUGAAGUCUCAGUGGGUUUCUGGAUGAUAACGCCCAGUAAUGAGUUCCGCAACGCUGGGCCCAUUAAGCAAGAUCUAACCUCUCAUGUUGGGCCCACUACUCUCUCCAUGUUUGUGAGCACACACUAUGCUGGCGAGGAGGUAACCAUGGCCUUUCAAGAAGGGGAGACUUAUAAAAAGGUUUUUGGCCCAGUUUUUUCCUACCUCAACUCUGCUCCAAAUAAAGCUGAGUUUCUGUCUCUUUGGUCAGAUGCUGUUGAACAGCUAUCCAAUGAAGUCAGAAAAUGGCCUUAUGAUUUCCCUCAAUCAAAAGAUUACCUUCCACCCAAUCAACGGGGAACAGUAGCUGGACGGUUACAAGUCCAAGAGGGAAAGAAAUCUCAAUAUGCUAUUGAUGCUUAUGUUGGUCUAGCUUUGCCUGGAGAAGCAGGAUCGUGGCAAAAAGAAAGCAAGGGUUAUCAAUUCUGGACUCAAACUGACAGAUCCGGACACUUUGUAAUAAAAAAUAUUGUACCUGGGGAUUACAACCUGUAUGCAUGGGUUCCUGGCUUUAUUGGAGAUUACAUGUAUAAAGCUAAAAUCACUGUCACACCAGGAAGCAACAUCAACUUGGAUUCACUUGUAUAUAGUCCUCCAAGAAAUGGUCCUACUUUGUGGGAAAUUGGGGUCCCAGAUCGCUCAGCUGGGGAAUUCCAUGUACCAGAUCCUUACCCCACGCUAUUGAACAAACUAUACACGAACGAUGCAAAAAACAAGUUUAGGCAAUACGGGUUGUGGGAACGUUACACUGAUUUAUAUCCAAAUCGUGAUCUCGUUUUCACGGCUGGCGUUGAUGACUAUAAAAAGGUUUGGUUUUUUGCUCAUGUUACCAGGAGCAUAGCAAAUAAUACAUUCCAGCCAACCACAUGGCAGAUUAAAUUCGAUCUUCAAAAUAACAUAUUGAGAGGCAACUACACACUACAAUUGGCCCUGGCAUCUGCCACUAAUGCUGAAUUGGAGGUUUGGUUGAAUGACCCAAGAGCUAAAUCUCCCCUCUUCACAGCAGGGCGUUUAGGAGAAGACAAUGCCAUAGCAAGGCACGGCAUCCAUGGAUUGCAUAGGCUGUAUAGUAUAGUUGUAGAUAGUAAUCAUUUGGUAAAUGGAAAGAACACCAUCUAUCUGAGACAGUCAAAAGCCACAGGUCCGUUCCAAGGAGUUAUGUAUGAUUAUAUCCGCUUAGAAAGUCCUCCAACUCAAGCUACUUGAUUC
Abrus precatorius (Indian licorice) is the source of this 3731-nucleotide messenger RNA. RefSeq names its product rhamnogalacturonate lyase B-like. Gene Ontology annotation, molecular function: catalytic activity; carbohydrate binding. The transcript is spliced from 13 exons. Gene Ontology annotation, biological process: carbohydrate metabolic process. The record is from RefSeq and is a predicted model, not a curated record. NCBI's taxonomy places the organism in Eukaryota, Viridiplantae, Streptophyta, Magnoliopsida, Fabales, Fabaceae. Bases 1992 to 3728 code for a protein of 578 amino acids.